This is a messenger RNA of Pelmatolapia mariae (spotted tilapia), 1788 nucleotides long. RefSeq names its product zinc finger protein 658B-like. NCBI's taxonomy places the organism in Eukaryota, Metazoa, Chordata, Actinopteri, Cichliformes, Cichlidae. The transcript is spliced from 3 exons. The record is from RefSeq and is a predicted model, not a curated record. Bases 348 to 923 code for a protein of 191 amino acids.
AAAAGCGGAAGUACCGUUAGCUUUCCUCCUGCUAGCCUGAGUAGCUAGCUGUUGGAGUAACUCAACGACUGUAGAAAACAGUCAUUGGAGUAACAUGUCUGCUGUUCAGCGUCUCGGAGAGUUUAUCAGCGAGGAGGAGGAGGACUCUGGUGACGAGGAGCCUCACAGAGCAGCGUGUCUGUGAGGAGGAGGAGGUUCUCUCUGAGCAGCAGCUCUGGAACCAGGAGAGGAGCUCCAGUGUGGAGCAGGAGGAACCAGAACCUCCACAGAUUAAAGAGGAACAGGAGGAACUGUGCAGCAGUCAGGAGGAAGAGCAGCUGGGACUGAAGGAGGAGACGGAUACCUUCAUGGAGUUUGAGUGCAGCACCAACGAUGAACACACAGACGUCCCACAGCAGCAUGUCUGUGAGGAGGAGGAAGUCCUCAUUGACCAGGAGAGGAGCUCCAGUGUGGACCAGGAGGAACCAGAACCUCCACAGAUUAAAGAGGAACAGGAGGAACUGUGCAGCAGUCAGGAGGGAGAGCAGCUGGGACUGAAGGAGGAGACUGAUACCUUCAUGGUGACUGCUGCUGAGGAAGGAGACCACAGUGAACCAGGAGGAGACGAGGAGCAGCUCCUCUCUCACAGCUCUGCUGGAGCUGAGAGUCAGCAUCUGGAAGGAGGCAGGAGUGCAGACUCAGGACGUCUGAAAUUAGAAACAGAAGUGACAGCAGGAGGUUCCCCUACAUCAGAGAGUCGGUGUAACUCUGACACGGGUAAAAAGCCUGUAAACUGUGAUGGUUGUGGGAAGGACAGAAUCCACACAGCUGAAGAGUGUGGGAAAAACUUCAGCUCUCGCUCUCACCUGAGCCUCCACGUGAGAGCCCACACAGGCGAGAAGCCGGAUUCAUGUGAAACACGGAAAAAGGAGAAAUCCAUGUGAAAGGUGGACUGUUUCCAUGGCAACUUUCUGUCUGUCCUAGCCCAAGAUGCUCGUACAACAGAAACUCUCAAACUCAAGAACAGUUAAGAGAUGGGAGCGGUAUUCUGUGAAACAGAGUAAAGGUUUCAUUUAAAGCAGUGAAACAGGAAAAGCUGCCUGAUGUUUAAGUGAAGCUGUGCUUUCAGCAGUCACACGUCUCUGUGCAGAUUAUUCAUAAAUACUGUCUGAUUUUAUCUGUUUUUGCAUCCUUUUUUAUUUAUUUUAUACUUCAAAUUGUGUAAUAAACAAAAUCAGAUGAUAUUUGUCUUUGAAUGUGACGAAACCUAAAACUACAGCUGCCUUCUAACUGUGCUGUUUCCACAUCAGGACAGAAUUAAUAAAACUCAAAAUGUCCCAGAUGCUGUUAAACAGAGCAGAGAGCUUUAACAAACAUCCUGCUUUUAUUUUGGAUGCUUGUAAUUUGAUGGAUGGAAGGUGGGGGAGAGGUCCUUAUCUACACAGUGAUGGUAAUUGUUCUGACCAUUAGAGAAAUCAUAAUGUUAAUGAAACUCUGUAAAGCACCGGUAUAAAUAAAUAAAUAAAAAGUAUGCUGAUAUUGGAACAGUCAGCUCAUAGCACUCACAAAGAGUAGAUCACUCCUGCCUGAGUGCUGAUGCAGCAGAGGGGAAGUAGGUCACCCCUCCCUCCCUCACCUCCAGCUGUUUUCCUCCCAGACUGAAAGAAACCAGUUCAGCAGCUGUCUGCAGCCCAGAUGUUUCCUCUGUAGUGUAUGUGUAUAUUAAACUGUUUCCUGUGUGGGUCUAGUGUCACUGCUUUGUUCAUGAUGGCCUCUCUUACAGUGAACAUGAACGUGGAUGUUUUAUAU